Rhizophagus irregularis DAOM 181602=DAOM 197198 is the source of this 1098-nucleotide messenger RNA. The record is from RefSeq and is a predicted model, not a curated record. NCBI's taxonomy places the organism in Eukaryota, Fungi, Glomeromycota, Glomeromycetes, Glomerales, Glomeraceae.
AUGGGUAUUAAAGGCUUAACUAAAGUUAUUGGCGAUCGCUGCCCUAAUGCCAUCAAAAGUAAUGAGAUAAAGAAUUAUUUUGGACGUAAGGUUGCAAUUGAUGCUUCAAUGUCAAUAUAUCAAUUCUUGAUCGCUGUGAGGCAACAGGAUGGACAACAAUUGACCACUGAAUCAGGAGAGACUACAAGCCAUUUGAUGGGUAUUUUUUAUCGAACGAUUCGAAUGGUCGAAAAUGGGAUAAAACCUUGUUACGUCUUUGACGGAAAACCACCAAAAUUAAAAUCUGGUGAGCUUGCGAAACGUUUGGAGCGAAGAAAAGAAGCGAGUAAAAGUCUCGAAGAAGCUGAAGAAUUGGGUGAAACUGUUGAUAUAGACAAAUUCAGUCGACGAACCGUUAAAGUUACUUCAGAACAUAAUGAUGAAUGUAAAAAACUAUUAAGCUUAAUGGGAAUUCCAUAUGUUGAGGCACCAUGUGAAGCUGAAGCUCAAUGUGCCGCUUUGGCCCGAGAUAAGAAGGUAUAUGCAGCCGCAUCCGAAGAUAUGGACACAUUGACUUUUUCGACCCCCGUACUAUUACGACAUUUAACUUUUAGUGAAGCUAGAAAAUUACCUAUUGGCGAAAUUCAUCUAAAUAAAGUAUUAGAGGGGCUUAACUUUACAAUGGAGCAGUUUGUGGAUUUAUGUAUUCUUUUGGGUUGCGAUUAUUGUGAUUCUAUUAAAGGCAUUGGCCCACAAAGAGCGGUUGAAUUAAUAGAUAAGCAUAAAUCGUUAGAGGAAAUAAUUAGGACUCUUGAUCCUAAGAAGUAUCCAAUUCCAGAUGAUUGGAUGUAUAACGAAGCAAGACAAUUGUUUCUAAAUCCAGAAGUUCUAGAUCCGAAAGAUAUCGACAUUAAAUGGAAGGAUCCCGACGUUGAAGAGAUUGUCAAAUAUUUAGUUCAUGAAAAAGGAUUUAGUGAGGAUCGUGUAAGAAAAGGAGUCGAUAAACUUGCAAAACAUCUUAAGACUGCAACACAAGGAAGGUUGGAUAGCUUUUUUACUACGCUACCAAGCAGUCCAAAAGCACCUUCUAAACCUUCUAAACGUAAGGUAAUUAUCUAA